Saccoglossus kowalevskii is the source of this 435-nucleotide messenger RNA. RefSeq lists its product as uncharacterized. The record is from RefSeq and is a predicted model, not a curated record. Lineage: Eukaryota; Metazoa; Hemichordata; Enteropneusta; Harrimaniidae.
UCAGCCAUGGCCUGUACACAACUAGAUUAUUUACUUCUGGGGUACAUGGAGGAGUCUCUAGCAGGUAUAGAGUUCAAUGCACGAACUACAAUUGGAUAUGUACGAGAUAAUUCGGCGUUGGGAUUUAGCAUAUCGUGGACUUUUACAGUUGAAAACUUUGUAGCGUUAGAAGGAUUAUACGGCAACACCGCGUACAAUAUAGUAUGGGCAUUUGCAGAUAUAAUGAACACUAACAAAGAUCUGUUGGAGUUAAAUGCCUUCGGUGAUCUAUAUAGCAAUAUGCCAGAUGUCAACGAUUUCAACGAUGCUGUUAAACGAGUUGAACUAAAUAUAGGCUGGAUGAAUAGAAAUGAGGCAGACAUCGAUGCAUUCCUGGGAUCAUUAUAAAAUAUGUUAUAUGACCAAAAUAAUAAAAUAAAAGUGUAAGAAUAAAUA